Messenger RNA from Cladophialophora carrionii CBS 160.54, 579 nucleotides. RefSeq lists its product as uncharacterized. The record is from RefSeq and is a predicted model, not a curated record. The coding region runs from base 1 to 579 and encodes 192 amino acids. NCBI's taxonomy places the organism in Eukaryota, Fungi, Ascomycota, Eurotiomycetes, Chaetothyriales, Herpotrichiellaceae. The transcript is spliced from 6 exons.
AUGGAGAAGGAAGUGCCAAUAACAGCCCAGUAUCUCCUCGACCAUGGCGUGAAGCUCAACCAUCAUGAUGAAAAGAACGUCUUUCUCGAAUUCGACACCAAUCAACAUUUCGUGUUUCCAGAGGGUGGCGGACACGCAAUCAUCAACGCUCUAUUCGACAGUAUCCGAAAAUUCGACAACGUGAAAAUCGUAUGGGAGACGCAUGCAGAGCAUUUGCUCACCGCCGAGGAUGGCACAGUCACCGGCGUCCAGGUGCGGAAGGCCGACGGCCAUAUGACCAAGAUCCACGGCAAGAAAGUCAUGUUGGCUUGCGGCGGUUUCGAGGGCAAUCGCGAAAUGCUAGGCAAAUAUGUCGGACCCCGGACCGAACACCUUGAGCUCAUCGCGCCCGGUCUCAAGUAUAACACCGGAUUUGGAUUGAGGAUGGGUCUGGAGGUCGGCGCUGCCACUGCGGGGUCGAUGAGCGGCAUGCAUUGUGAGCUCGUCGAUAUCAGAGCCAAGAAGCCUGAUGCUGUGAUCUGGGGCCAUAACUAUGGGAUUGUUGUUAACGAGUUCGGCACACCUUCAUGUUCUUGGUGA